UUGGGGAUCGUUUCUUGGAUACCAUUGAUUUCUCCUUCCUUCCUUCUUCUUUGGGUGUAUAUAAUUUUUAUUAGUGCCUGCAGGUUGAGAAAGAUCCUGUCUUUGAGCUUCUGCAUUUAGAAUUUUGAUAGACUUUGGAAAGUAGAGAAGGAAGAGGAAGAAAGAUGGGCUGCUUUUCUUGUUGUGAGUCGGCAAUGGACGCCGGUGGGGGGUAUGGCAACCGAUGUACCGGUAACAACAAUAAUGUGAAGUCAUUUGCUUCAUUCGUCAGGAACAUAGGUAGUACCAGGCAGAGGAUUAUUGCUGCAGAAAUUCAAAAGAUUGGAAACCCAAAAGUAUUUGCUCGUACAUUCACCUUUGAAGAGCUGAUGAUUGCCACUGACAACUUCAAUCCUGCUUGUAUGAUUGGGGAAGGUGGAUUUGGGAGAGUGUACAGAGGACAUAUUGAAAGCAUUGAUCAAGUGGUAGCUGUGAAGAAGCUUGACAAGAAUGGACUGCAAGGAAGUAGAGAGUUCUUCUCAGAGGUUCUGACAUUAAGUCUGGUUCAGCACCCCAAUCUUGUUCAGCUGAUUGGUUACUGUGCGGAAGGGGAUGAAAAAAUUUUGGUUUAUGAAUACAUGGCUAAUGGUUCUCUGGAAAAUCACCUUCUUGAUUUGCCUCCAGGUAAAGAGCCAUUGGACUGGAAUAUUAGGAUGAAAAUAGCUGAAGGAGCAGCUAAAGGACUAGAAUACUUGCAUGACUUUGCAGAUCCACCAGUGAUUUAUCGUGAUUUUAAAGCAUCAAAUAUACUAUUAGAUGAUGAUUUCAAUCCCAAACUCUCUGAUUUUGGCCUUGCCAAGUUAGGUCCAACUGGAGGAAAGGACCAUGUAUCCACAAGGGUCAUGGGGACCUACGGCUACUGUGCACCUGAGUAUGCAAUGACUGGGAAACUGACAACAAAGUCUGAUGUGUACAGUUUUGGCGUUGUGUUCCUGGAGAUAAUCUCUGGUAGGAGAGCUAUUGACUUUAAAAUGCCAACCGAAGAACAAAACUUGAUUGACUGGGCCGAACCAUUGUUCAAGGACAAGAAGAAGUUCAAGAUGAUGGCAGAUCCGCUGCUUGAAGAGAAGUACCCUCUGAAGGGUCUUUAUCAAGCUCUAGCAGUUGCAGCAAUGUGUCUCCAAGAAGAAGCUGACUCCCGGCCUUUGAUUGGAGAUGUUGUAACAGCUCUUGAGUUUCUGGCAAUGCCAAAAGAUCAUGAGAAAACUGCUGCAGAAUCUGUAAACAGAAGUGGUAGAUAUGUUGAUUCUGUGACAGGAGAAAGUACCAAAGAUAACAAUGAGCUAUAGUACCAUGGCAUGGGAUCAAUCUUAAAAAAAAAAAAUGAUGUGAAGAUCUUUUAAUGAAAACUUCGAUACCAUUCAUAGAAAAUAUCACUUUGUUAAAGAGAAUUACUUUGUAAAGCAUUCUUCAUUUUUUGUAUUGGCAAAUUGAAGAGUUCUUUGUUCCAAACUAGAGGCUGUAUGUUUGGCCACUAUUACAACUUAGGUAGGAAUGGGCAAUUGGAGAAAAGAAAAUGUCAUAAAUUUG
This is a messenger RNA of Rubroshorea leprosula, 1569 nucleotides long. The record is from the annotation of a GenBank genome assembly. Lineage: Eukaryota; Viridiplantae; Streptophyta; Magnoliopsida; Malvales; Dipterocarpaceae.